GGGAAAUUUCUCAUCCUGUUCCUCGUCGACGUCCUCGCUGGAGGACAUCGAGAGGAGCAACAACUCCGAAUCUAUUACCACAACUUCUGCGACUACACCGAGUGCUGCUGACGAAUUAUACAAGAAAAAUGAGGAUGAACAAAUCGCCGAACUCUACCAGGACCUGCAGCAAGAUCCAGAACUACGCACUCUGAGCGAUCGCGUCCCGCAACUAAUUCACGUUGGUAACAAGGAUGAGCAACAAAACCUUCUUCUCGAUACAACACUGGCUUCUUGUCCGCAGGAGGAGGAGCUGAAGACCUCCGCUACAUCAAGUCAGGCACCGAUGAGCGAACAGAGCACCGACAGUGAUGCGCAGGCGACAAACGUGGACGAAGGAACCAGCGACAGCGAUGCUUACUCUGACGGUAUGCGGCUUCGAAGUGAGGCGGCCCGCGCUCGUCAUUUGAAAGCCGUGCGAGCUUCUGUAUUCGCCGUUGAAAGUGAAAGUGAAGCGUCUUCAAUAUUAAGGCUAGAAGUACCAGUAGCAGUAGACUAAGAAAAAGCGAAAGCACCGAUAAGUAGUAAUGUACUUUCUUCCUCACAAGUAAAGGGUACACGUACGGGAAAUGGUCCACCACGCAGCAGAGAUCUACUUCAUAUGUACUAGAUCAUAAAGCAGCUUCUGCUGAUGUUACAAAGAAUAUCGAUAUUCGGGAAGCAAGAGGACUUUCACUCGGUAGCUCUAACAAUUUCUCAAGCGUCCCCUUCGCCAGCAACGCCAGAAACGGAACCAUCUAGCCGUAUGCAGGAACAGUAUGGGUCCAGUAUGUCGUCGCCUUUGGAGUCUCCUGGCUCGGUAACAGAAGCCUCUGACUACACCACGGACACAGAGGUAAGCUCUACACCGAGUCACUUCGGAUUUCCUGCGAGUGCGUCGACUAGUUGCACUAGAGGCAGCAGCAAGAGCAGCAGCAGCG
This is a messenger RNA of Amoebophrya sp. A25, 959 nucleotides long. The record is from the annotation of a GenBank genome assembly. Lineage: Eukaryota; Dinophyceae; Syndiniales; Amoebophryaceae.